Molecule: messenger RNA, 1759 nt
Organism: Cheilinus undulatus (humphead wrasse)
Lineage: Eukaryota; Metazoa; Chordata; Actinopteri; Labriformes; Labridae
Product: dachshund homolog 2-like
Exons: 11
Coding region: 74-1759 (561 amino acids)
Source: RefSeq, a predicted model, not a curated record
GCAAGAACACAACCUCUAAAGAAUCGGACUUCUCUUUUUUAGCCUACUUCUUCUUCUGUGUUUUUUCCUCUCCAUGGCGGGCUCCCCCACCCCUCCUACCGACCCCCUCUUCCACUCUGACCCUCCAUACGGCGCUCCUAACCUAGCCGCCUCCCACCGUCUCCCUACUUCCCGCUUUUCCGGCGGAGCGUUCCCGAGCGGCAGAGUCUCGCUCACGGUGAACGGGACGAGCGGCAGCGGCGCGGUAGCCCCUCACACGGAGUGUAAGAUGGUGGAGGUCCACGGCGUGAAGGUGGCGUCGUUCACGGUGAACAGCGUGGAGCUCAUCUGUCUGCCUCAGGUGUUCGAGCUGUUCCUGAAACACCUGGUGGGAGGGCUCCACACCGUGUACACCAAGCUGAAGCGGCUCCACAUCCACCCGGUGGUCUGCACCGUGGAGCAGGUGCGCGUGCUGCGGGGACUCGGAGCGAUCCAACCGGGAGUGAACCGGUGCAAGCUGAUCACCAGAGCCGACUUCGACACGCUGUACCGGGACUGCACGAACGCCAGUUCUCGACCGGGCCGUCCCCCAAAGAGGACAUUGGGUGUGACAACAAUGACUGAUGGCUCCAGACUCCUCCCACAUGGUCUGAUAAGCCCCGCCCUGCUGUCACAAACAGGUUUGACAGCAGCAGCUAUGGCAGAGGCUCUAAAGCUGCAGAAGAUGAGGCUGAUGAUGGGUUUCCAUGGCAACAGUGAUCAGCAGCGAAAUCACAAUGGGGCGGAGUCAGAGAAUGAUGAUGAACGAGGCAGUGAAGCAUCAUGGGAGAAGGAGCAGCACCUCCUCUCUUCAUCUCCAUCCUCAGUGGCCCCGCCUCUACAGCAACACGGUGCGCUAUUGGCCAACCGUCUCUCGGAUCUUCCAUUUAUGGUCAUGUCCCAUCCCCUCCUCCCUGUGGGCCUGCCUCCUGCGAGUGUUGCCAUGGCGAUGAGCCAGAUGAGUCAGCUGAGUGGUUUGGCAAACAUGGCCGCCGUGUCCCAGAUUCAGAGAGAAGACACCAAACUGACUGACACACCCCCAGGAAGCCCCUCCCCUUGCUCCUCCCCCAGUGAUGAUGAGUUUCACCAUGAGGAAGCAACGAGCCAAUCACCUUCCAGGGCGUCUUCAUCAUCAUCAUCAUCAUCCCCGCCUCCUGCAGAGAUCCCACCUGAGCAAGACGGUGAUUGUUUGGAGAGCGGUGGGAAGACGGCGUUGAAAAAUAAAGAUGGCGCUCUGUUGCCCCUCCCCCUCAUUAAAUCGGCCUAUGAGAAGCUGCCACUCACCUCUCAGUCGUUGUCUAUUAACCAUGCAAACUCCGCCCUCGCUCCGUUCCUAUUGGCUGAGGGUCUGUCGUCAAUGGAGACACUGCUGACCAACAUACAGGGUCUCCUGAAGGUGGCGGUGCAGAGCGUUCGCUCUCAUGAAAAACAGAACCAGACAGAGAGGAAGGAGUUAAAACUGGAGCUGGAGAGAGAGAGGGGCGUUCGACAGACACUGCAGAGACAACUGAGUUGUGAGCUGCACACACGAGCGUCGAUCCAGAGGAGACUGAAGAAGGAGAAGAAGGCAAAGAGAAAACUACAGGAGGCGCUAGACUUUGAGUCCAGGAGGAGAGAGGAGGUGGAGAGAGCGCUCAAACACUCUGAGCCAAUCACAGAAGCUGUGAUUCCUGAGAGUGAGACGGAGGACAGACGGGAAACCUGUGGAGGUAACACUGAUCUCAGUCUGAGGUUUAGAUAG